Molecule: messenger RNA, 2384 nt
Organism: Carcharodon carcharias (great white shark)
Lineage: Eukaryota; Metazoa; Chordata; Chondrichthyes; Lamniformes; Lamnidae
Gene: fyrd1
Product: transforming growth factor beta regulator 1
Exons: 17
Coding region: 235-2238 (667 amino acids)
Biological process (GO): regulation of DNA-templated transcription; regulation of cell cycle
Cellular component (GO): nucleus
Source: RefSeq, a predicted model, not a curated record
AGGGAGUAGGUGACCUUCUCCUGCUCCUGUGUUCUUGUCUACAAAACUUCAGUUUGUCCAUGUUUAAGACCACGCUGUGUUCAUUGCAUCGAUGAAGAAAAACUUCAGGUGUGAUGGGCUCAAGUUGCUUCUUCGAAUGUGUCUCCAAACCCAAAUGUUAUAAAAUCACCUCUAACCCCUCCAGCCCUUCCACCAUCUUGUAUUGGAAGAUUUCUGAUUCUGAGCUGAUCCUAAAUGAAAUACAUUUCUGGCAAUAUUGGCCAUAAGUCCACAAGCAGUCAUUCUCCAGAGACAUCGCUAUCUCCCAUUGACACCAUGAAUUCUCUAUCCAACUUUGAAUCUGAAAUAGACCACGAUGGACAGGGGAAUUAUUCUCUUUUCCCAGCCCUCGAUAAUGUGACAAUUUUGUCUGGAACCAGUGAAGCGUUGGAAAGUGAACCAACAACAGAUGUGAGUGACAAGCCAAACAUGACAUGGUUGGAUGCUGCGCAGAUUGUUCUGGAAGAGGCUGGGAGGCCAUUGCAUAUCAAGGAAAUCAAGCAGAGGAUACUGGAUCGAGGACUGGUGCAGUCGAACUCCAAAUCGAGCCUCGAAGCCGUUCUGUACCGAGAGACUCAGAAAGGCAGCAGACGAUUCAAGAGACUGGAGAACAGGAAUGGGGUCUUUGCUCUGUUGACGGAGAAAGAACGGCAGCAACUCCUCCAGACCUACCCGACACAGCCCUUCCUCGUGCCAGUGACUCACCCACCUGAGUAUCCGAAUCCUCAGUUAAUGGACCAUCUCUCCAACUUCCCUUCCCCGGCCAUAUUCCAGGAGUCAAAACCCAAACUGAAGAAGGUUUUGAAGAAGACCCUGAAUGAAAAGUAUAAGAUUAAGUACCUCAGACUGCGGAAAACUGUGAAAGCUCUGAUUUUUGAGAAUGCAGCUCUCUGUGAUGAAAUUGCUUACAUUGAGCAGAAAUUCAUCCAAACUAAAGAGGAAAGACGGUUCCUAUUAAAGAGGCUAUUGCAGCACCAGAACUUAACUGAAGGGGCUGACCUUGCAGGACCCACCAGCGGUGUGCUUACCUCUCCCAUGUACAAUGUCCCUGGAGGAACCAACCAAGUGCCAGGAGUGUCAAACCUCCCCACAACACCGGUUACCAGUACUUCAGUUGGAGAGGAGGCACUGGGGAAAAAGUCCAAGAAAGACAAAAGAGAUAAAGAAAAAGAUAAUGGCAAAGAUGAUGGUAUGAGAAAAGUAUCGAAGAAGAAGCGAACUAGGGAUAGGAGCACACGGAAACCCAUCCAGCCCAUUCCUCUGGACUCCUGCGGCAGACCAAUCUUUCCAAUUGUGCUUGGAGGACUGACUAUUUACAGUUUAGGAGAGAUAAUUGCCGAUCGCUCAGGUUUUUGUGAUGAGACUGCGAUCUAUCCCGUGGGGUUUUGCAGCACCCGAGUCUAUGCCAGUAUGAAGAACCCCAACCACAAGUGUCUCUACACCUGUCAGAUCAAAGAUGGUGGAAGCGGACCACAGUUUGAGAUUACGCCUGAAGUUGACCCUCAGAAUGCACUUGUUGCCACCUCUGCUUCAGCCUGUCACGCCAGCCUGCUGAAAGCCAUUGCCAUGGCCCGAGGAAAGCCGUUCAUCAACGUGCUGCCAUCUGGGGCAGAUUUCUUUGGUUUCUCUCACCCCACCAUCCAGAACCUGAUUCAGAGCUGCCCUGGUGCCAGGAAGUGUGUCUGUUAUCGUUGGGUCAGAUUUGAGGUGUGUCGGCCUGGAGAUGGACAGGUACCACGCGGGCUCCCAGAAGAUGAUGCUUCAAUGAAUUUCGAAGCCCUGAGACAGCAGGUCUUUGAGGAGGGUGUGAACAAUCAGCCCAUAUCAGAGCAAGCGUCUUCAGAUGAGGAGGAUGGCAUCCCGAUUGGAUCCAGAUGUAAACCCAGAGUGCCUGCAUUAAUGCCCACACAUGAACUGCAAAGUGCAGACACGCCUGCCCUUGGGCUGCACACCUCAGGCAGCUCAAGUCUUCAGUUAGCACCAGCACUGCAGCCCUCACCCUCUCAUACUCCAGGUACCCAUCAAUCCUUGCAUUCUUCAAGCACGUUAUCAGAGCCAAUAUUGCGAGGUACAUCUUCACUGGACUUAAGUAGGAGUCUCGCUUCCCAGCUGCCUGUUUUAGCAUGGAUACCACCCCCACAGAUUACCUCCUCGCAACAGCACAGAUCAGCAUUCACCUCUCCCAAACUGGCUGAGUGAGGGGACUCUCCGGCCCAAUGUGGCGAAUGGAGGUGGCUGGGUGUCUGCUGGGAAUGUGCAGCUACCUCGAGCAAGAUGUGAUAUUGAUGUUCUACACAUGAACUGAUUUAAAUAGGUGAUAAAGUUUUACAGUUUUCAAACCCUCA